Molecule: messenger RNA, 231 nt
Organism: Opisthorchis viverrini
Lineage: Eukaryota; Metazoa; Platyhelminthes; Trematoda; Opisthorchiida; Opisthorchiidae
Exons: 2
Coding region: 1-231 (76 amino acids)
Source: RefSeq, a predicted model, not a curated record
AUGAAUCCCAACGUGUGGGAAAAUUUUGAUAUGAAACAACCGAAGAAAGGACAAACAAUGGUGAAUGCUCUUCAAGGCGCGUGGUUAGCGCGGGAAUUUACUGGCCGGAAGGUCCGUGGUUCGAAUCCGACCUCUGCUCAUCGACUUCCUCUGUGUGGGCUUUGGCAACCUGGCAGUAUCCAAGCCCUCGUGCUUCAUUCUAGCGACUUGACAGCUGAACGACUAAAAUAG